Messenger RNA from Oncorhynchus kisutch (coho salmon), 3536 nucleotides. Its product is annotated as Y+L amino acid transporter 2-like. Bases 217 to 1716 code for a protein of 499 amino acids. Gene Ontology annotation, biological process: amino acid transmembrane transport. The record is from RefSeq and is a predicted model, not a curated record. Gene Ontology annotation, molecular function: L-amino acid transmembrane transporter activity. Lineage: Eukaryota; Metazoa; Chordata; Actinopteri; Salmoniformes; Salmonidae. The transcript is spliced from 10 exons. Gene Ontology annotation, cellular component: membrane.
UUCGUGUGAUCGUUUAUUGCCGUUGUUACGUGACUAUGAUAAUUGAUCUCUGCUGUGUGCUCAGUGGGGAUGCCGCAGCCACACAUCUUGGCAGGUCGUCAAGAGCGAUAAACAGAAAACAAGAACAAGUCUCUUAGGGCAGAUAGCACCUAGUCAGAGGGGACCCUUUUCCCAGAAGUAGCCAGCCAGCUAGGACCCCAGACAGACAAUCCCAGCAUGGGGAACCAGGACGAGACCAGGAAGCUGAACGGCAGCUCCUCGCACCCCGACGGCGCCUCAGCCGUGGCCCCCGAGCAGGCUAAAGAGAGCAUGCAGAUGAAGAAGGAGAUCUCCCUGCUCAACGGAGUCAGCCUCAUCGUGGGCAACAUGAUUGGCUCCGGCAUCUUCGUGUCUCCCAAGGGUGUGCUCAUCUACAGCGCCUCCUACGGCCUGUCGCUGGUCAUCUGGGCCAUCGGUGGAAUAUUCUCAGUGGUCGGCGCUCUGUGUUACGCAGAGCUGGGCACCACCAUCACCAAGUCCGGGGCCAGCUAUGCCUAUAUCCUGGAGUCCUUUGGUCCAUUCAUUGCCUUUAUUCGCCUGUGGACAUCACUGCUCAUCAUUGAGCCCACCAGUCAGGCGGUCAUCGCCAUAACGUUCGCUAACUACCUGGUGCAGCCACUGUUCCCCACGUGUGAGCCACCCUACUCAGCCUCGCGCCUCAUCGCAGCCGCCUGCAUAUGUUUGCUGACGUUCAUCAACUCGGCCUACGUGAAGUGGGGCACCAGGGUGCAGGAUGUCUUCACUUAUGCCAAAGUUCUCGCCCUCAUCGUCAUCAUCAUCACAGGCAUAGUGAAACUAUGCCAAGGAUACACCGUGAACUUUGAGGCGUCGUUCCAGGGCUCUUCUACAGACCCAGGAGACAUUGCCUUGGCCCUGUACUCUGCCCUGUUCUCCUACUCGGGCUGGGACACACUCAACUUUGUUACCGAGGAGAUCAAGGACCCAGAGAGGAACCUGCCCCUGUCCAUUGCCAUCUCCAUGCCCAUUGUCACGAUCAUAUAUAUCAUGACUAACGUGGCUUACUACGCCGUGCUGGACAUGAGUGCCAUCCUCGCCAGUGAUGCCGUGGCUGUGACGUUUGCCGACCACACUCUGGGAGUGAUGAGCUGGACCAUCCCCAUCGCUGUGGCUCUGUCCUGUUAUGGAGGGCUAAACGCAUCUAUUAUCGCCGCAUCCAGGCUGUUCUUCGUGGGUGCUCGUGAAGGUCACCUCCCGGACGCCUUAUCAAUGAUUCAUGCGGAGAGGUAUACACCUGUCCCUGCUCUGCUCUUCAACUGUGCCAUGGCCUUGGUAUACCUGACUGUGGAGGAUGUCUUCCAGCUGAUCAACUACUACAGCUUCAGCUACUGGUUCUUUAUGGGUCUGUCUAUCGCUGGGCAGAUCUACUUGCGCUGGAAGGAACCAGACAGACCCAGACCACUCAAGUUGACCCUGUUGUACCCCAUCAUCUUCUGUUGUUGCACUGUGUUCCUUGUGGCAGUGCCACUCUACAGUGACACCAUCAACUCUCUCAUUGGCAUCGCCAUUGCCAUCUCAGGAGUGCCAAUCUACUUCCUGGGCAUCCACCUGCCCGAGUCCAAACGCCCACCCUACAUUACAAAGUUACUAUGUUCUUUCACACGCUUCACCCAGCUCACCUGUUUCUGUGUGCUCACCGAGAUGGACAUCAGUGAGUAAACCUCACUCCCAACCAUGACACAAGGUUCUCACCAUGUUACCCACCACCCUUUGCAAUUCACAAACAGACUCAUGGGACCAACUCAUGGAAAUUCAUCUCUUUUGCAAAAACAAGGAAAUAUUUAUAAAUUUUACCUGAAUGUCUCACUACUACAUUAGUCUAUAGUUUACAAGUUGGGACACUAUACACACGUUUACACACACAGACAGGAAUAGAGAGGUGACAGUGUGGGACUCCAGUUGCUUUUCACUGUCGCCAACCUGGUGCCUGAUGGUUCAUGUGAAGUUAAGCAUUGGGCCAGGACAGAUCCCAAGGAAAGCCAUGGUCAUCUGACCAGUACUCUAGGACAUCCCCUCCUCCUUAUGUCAUUAUACUACUCAUAGUUUCACUUCUCCCCAUCUCCUGACAUAGCAUUGUCCCCUGCCUGAUGUAUGAGCUGAGGGGGUGAGAUCCACAUCUGGAGCCUGUGGAGGUCUCUCCCUUCUCAGGGGCUGGAGAUCCAUGUAAGAUGGCUAUACAUCUCAUAUCUUGUGAUGGAAUUACCUAGAGAGGUUAGACAAUUUAGUUUUAUGAUCUCAAAGUACACUUUCAUUUUUAGAAUUUGAAUGUGCUGUGCCUGUCAAAAACAUAUACACGGAGUGUACAAAACAUUAGGAACACCUGCUCUUUCCAUGACAUAGGCUGACUAGGUGAAUCCAGGUGAAAUCCACUUCAAUCAGUGUAGAUGGGGGAGACAGACUAAAGAAGGACUUUUAAGCCUUGAGACAAUUGAGACAUGGAUUGUGGCUGUGUGCCAUUUAGAGGGUGAAUGGGAAAGACAAAAUAUUUAAAUGCCCUUGAAUGGGGUAUGGUAGUAGCUGUCCUGCGCACCGGUUUGAGCGUGUCAAGAACUGCAACUCUACUGGGUUUUUCACGCUCAACAGUUUCCCGUGUAUAUCAAGAAUGGUCCACCACCCAAACGACAUCCAUCCAACUUGACACAACUGUGAGAAGCAUUGGAGUCAACAUGGGCCAGCAUCCCUGUGGAAUGCUUUCAACAUCUUGAGGCUGUUCUGAGGGCCAAAGGGGGUGCAACUCAACAUCAGGAUGUCGUUCUUAAUGUUUUGUACACUGCAUAUGCCAAAGGGACAUGUAAACAGACUGAUUUUUAUAAAUAUUAAAAUGUAUUUCUUAAAAGUGAUGCUAAGGUCUGUGUUUUCAUGGAGCUUUUGAGUUAUGGAUGAUUUUUGGAAAAGGGGAACAAAUGACUCCGUCUGCUGCCAUGUUCAGUGUUUUUUCCAGCCCUCUGGAAAACUUCAGUUAUCACGUGCUAAUUUUUCUGUGAAAUGCUGCUUGACCUCAAUAAGGUUAAUGUAUUCAAUUAUGUCAACUAUAUCCACAGUAUUUGUCCAUACGCACACAUUUUCUGUAAUGGGGCUUGACCUAUAUCUAAUUAUACUAUAUUCAUUAACCUGAAAAACCAAUCCCACCCAAACAUUCUCUGUAUUGCUUUGGAAAAUGUGCAACAGCCCCAACUAAAUGCCAUGCAAUCUCAGCAAUGGCAACAUGGUCUUUGGAGGGUUACUCAUGAGGUCAUGUCAGCUUUACCAACAGUUUGGGAUCACUUGAUGGGCUUGUUGGGGCAGCAGCAGUGAAUCAAACACAUGCAAAGGAUAUCCUGGGCCAAUACUCAAUGAAGCCACUGAACUCCAGUAUAUUUUGUUCUGGGGAAUGACAGCUGGCAAACAAGACUGAGCCAACUAACUUCACAAAAUGCCCCAUGGGAGAUUUGAUGGUUAUCUAAUUUGUGUAGUUUUAGCAAUAAAACUUCUUAACCAGU